Messenger RNA from Branchiostoma floridae (Florida lancelet), 1693 nucleotides. RefSeq names its product brain tumor protein-like. Gene Ontology annotation, biological process: protein polyubiquitination; negative regulation of translation; proteasome-mediated ubiquitin-dependent protein catabolic process. The transcript has a single exon. The record is from RefSeq and is a predicted model, not a curated record. Lineage: Eukaryota; Metazoa; Chordata; Leptocardii; Amphioxiformes; Branchiostomatidae. Gene Ontology annotation, molecular function: protein binding; ubiquitin protein ligase activity; translation repressor activity. Bases 56 to 889 code for a protein of 277 amino acids.
CCUCAAGACUUUCUAAUGCAUAAAAACUAUAAUCUAUAAUUUUCCAGCGAUUCAGAUGCAAGCAGUCAACCAGACGAUAUCUAAAAUUACCUUUGGCGGACGUGGUUCUAAAGCCGGCAGGUUUUCGGGAUUAAACAAUGCCGCUGUGUCUCCUAGCAACGAGAUAUUUGUUGCGGACACGUUGAACAGGACAGUUCAAGUCUUCAACAUGGAGGGCGCCUACCUCCGGAAGUUUCCGACGGUCGUGUCGGGGGAAGGAUCCGAGGCUAUGGACCCGUUAGACAUAUCCAUCGACGGGGAGGGUCAUCUGUGGGUGAUUGGAGAGACGGACACGUCAGAAAUCAUUGUCAGCUAUACAAAAAAGGGGCGCCACAUAAUAACAAUCCAUCCAUCCUCCCCAAACAUAACCUUCCACGACAUUGCGGUCGACAAACUUCGGAAUUACGUCACUAUCACUACGGCAGAACAAGAAGUCUCUGGGGCUGGGGAUGUCACGGUGCUUCUUUACAACGGUACCGUGGUCCGAAAGAUUGAAACGCCGCAAUGGUGGCCUAACUUUAUUGCUGUAGACAAAAAUGGACGGUAUUUGGUAACUGACAUGUACAAAACUGACCUUGUGUACAUCUAUAGCGAGACUGGACAAUACCAGCUUAGCUUGGGAGGCAAGGGCCGGAUAUUAAUGCCAGUGGGAAUCUAUGUGGAUAGUUCAGGUAAUAUUCUGGUGGCAGAUGAGUAUGAUUCAAGCGUGGAAAUGUUCACAGACAGCGGGGAGCAUGUCCGCCGCGUUGAGCCCGGUGUGAUGUUCACGGGUAUGGCUCUAGCACCAGGUGGCCAGCUGGUUCUGGUGAAUCAAAUGUAUAGUAACGUCACCAUACUGUCACGAUAUUGAUCCUGAAAAAUCUUAACCUUAGUGAAAAAAAGUGCAGUCAACUACAAAUAACUGUAAUUCUCCUUUGUAAGUAUAAUUUUGUAAAUUUAGACACUUCCUUGUUGUAUCAUCUUGUGGUCUGUUCAAGAUGGCAUAGAAAAUUUGAUAAAGUCUUCAAGUAGACGUUGGGGUGAAAGAUUGAAAUAUUUUCUGCGUGACGGCCAGGCUUCCCUUGCAGCCUCUUGAUCCCUCAUAAGCAGGUGAAACGUUGAGUAGAAUACCAAAGGCCGGCUGUUAAGAGAAAGCGGAUGAUGUCCAUAUAUAUCUUCAAUAUACCUAUUUGGUACAGAAUGUGAUGCAUAUUUGAAUGUAGGUGGCGCAUCUAAAGGAUGGACAUGGUGGUGCCUGCGCUACUUGCGCGGUCCCUAAAAAUUCGUCUUUCAUAUGUCAACUUGUGCCUUAAAGGUUAUCAUAAGUCUGUAAAUGUCUUUCAACAUACUUCCCAGAGUUGUUACUGAAUUGAAGCCUAAUGUCUUGAAUAUUUUGACAUUUAACAGGUUGGAAGUAUAUACCCUAUCAUAACCUAAUCUGCAGUACCGCUCCUGGUCGCCUCCAGAGAAAUGGCUAAAACGACCGUCAAAUUGCAAAAUUUUCGUCUUUUCGGGAAUGGGGAUAUCGCGAAAGGCUCUCAAAGGGGUUUCAAAUUUCAAGGCUUAUUUGACUUUAUUUUCGAUAAUGCAACUAUUCAAACUUAAGAAUGACAAUAUCUGAGAGACAUUUCACGAACAAUACCGUGAGGGCAUUAAGUAAUAAGAAAUGAAUAAA